Penicillium antarcticum is the source of this 1626-nucleotide messenger RNA. RefSeq names its product GMC family oxidoreductase. Bases 1 to 1626 code for a protein of 541 amino acids. The transcript has 2 exons. Lineage: Eukaryota; Fungi; Ascomycota; Eurotiomycetes; Eurotiales; Aspergillaceae. Gene Ontology annotation, molecular function: flavin adenine dinucleotide binding; oxidoreductase activity, acting on CH-OH group of donors. The record is from RefSeq and is a predicted model, not a curated record.
AUGGAUAUUCCAGCAACAGCCGACUAUGUUAUUGUCGGCGGAGGAACUGCUGGCUUGGUAGUUGCGUGCCGUCUCUCAGAAGAUCCCAACACAUAUGUUGUCGUGAUAGAGAGCGGACCUGAUGCCUCGAUUGAUACGCGAGUUCAGAAUCCAGGUUCUUGGCCAACUCUGAGCGGGUCGGAGCUUGAUUGGAAGUUCAAGAUAGGCGCUCAGUUGGGCCUAAAUGGUAGAGAACAGACUCAUCCAGCAGGCAAAGUCUUGGGUGGCUCGUCUGCUAUCAAUGGACUAGCAUAUGUCCCUCCAUCCCCGGCGGGAAUCAAUGCAUGGGGAAAGCUGGGAAACCCGAACUGGAACUGGGAGACUUUGCGACCAUAUCUGCAAAAGUCUUAUACUUUAACUCAGUCAAUAUCGGCUUCAGAGUCUAGUCAAGGGAGCAAAAGCGAGGCCCAAGGACCGAUACAGCUUAUUUAUCCUUGUUUUGGGGAUGAACAGGGUAACCCAAUUAGUCAAGCGUGGAUCCAAGCGUUUCAGAGCGAAGGAUAUGAGCCUACCGAUGACUUCCUUGCUGAAGAAAAGACAACUGGCACUCGGGAUUAUACAGCCACAAUUGAUCCAGUCUCUGGGUUUCGCAGUAGUGCGGACAGCACCUACGGGGUCAUCGCGUCCAAGCGCCCUAACGUGAGUAUAAUCACAGAAACAACGGUCCAACGGAUUAUGUUUACCACCGAAAAGGAAAAGGUCAGGGCCACGGGUGUAGAUGCUCUCCACAAUGGCGAAGUGAUCACCGUCCAAGCAAAGAAGGAAGUUGUCCUAGCGGCUGGUGCUCUCCAGACACCGAAGAUCCUGGAGCUGUCCGGCAUUGGGGCUAAAGAGCGAUUGGACCGUUUUGGGAUUCAGUUGGUCGUCGAUCAACCGGGGGUGGGUGAAAACCUGCAGAAUCAUGUUAUGAGCCUGAUACCUGUUUCCCUCAAGCCGCACCCAAGCAUAGCGAGAACCUCUCCUGGCUUCAAGGGCCUUGCCUUUGUGCGCAUCGAUCAGGAAGAGCAGCAGAAGCUGUCUUCUGAAGUUGAUGACCGGGGCAGUCGCCCAAAUCAAGUUGUCGAGUCCAUCUUGAGCAAUCCAAAUGAGGCUUCGGCUAUGCUCUUCCUUGUGGUGAAGUCAGAGACUACUGCGCUCUUGGGUGCCAUCCCAAGCUUUCCCCUUUCGCGAGGCAAUGUGCACAUCACAUCAUCGGACCUGAAUGAGUUGCCGGCUGUUGACGCACGUUUCUUCGACAAUGAAUUGGACCUGGAGAUGCUCGCGAGAGAUGUCCAGCACCUGCACCGGCUGACUUCUGCAGCUGCCCUCCAGCCAUUCUUCCAUGCUAGUGCAGAGGUGCCAGAUCUUGCGGAGCUCAAGGUCAUGUUGCGUGAGAAAUCAGCAUUGACUACUCACCAUGUGUGCGGCACUGCUACAAUGCUUCCUCGCGAGGCUGGUGGGGUGGUCGAUCAGGAUUUGCAGGUCUACGGAACUGAGAAUCUGCGUGUUGUCGACGCGAGUGUCUUCCCACUUAUUCCUCAUGCCAACCCAAUUGCAACGGUGUACGCAGUAGCGGAACGGGCCGCUGAUAUCAUUCGCGGGAGGUAA